CCACCUCCAAUCGAAGACGACGCCUUUCUCUUUCUCUCUCUUAGCCUCUCCGCCCUGAUAUCUAGGGUUUUCCUUCCUCUCCGCCGCCGCCGUCGCCGUCGCCGUCGCCGUCUCCUUCACCGUCGUCUAAGCGUCGUCUCGCUCUUCCACGUCCUUCUCCUCAUCUGCUGCGUCCGCAGGGCAGCCGCUGCCUCCGCUCGUGGGUCGUUUCGGUUCCGCUCGCGUCUAGUCGAGGAAGUCGCCGAUUUUAAUACUUCUCAGCUGUCUUCGUAAGCUAGGUCGGAUAUGUUCUGGCGAAUCCCCAACCUCCCCGCUUCGUCCCCGGUGGAGUUAAUAUUGGAUAAGGAAAAUUUCACUUUAGAAGAACUUCUGGACGAAGAAGAGAUAAUUCAAGAAUGCAAAGCUCUUAACUCACGACUUAUUAAUUUUCUUAGAGAACGUGCUCAGGUAGAACAAUUACUUCGAUAUAUCAUUGAAGAUGCUCCUGGUGACGCUGACAAUAUACGGACCUUUAAGUUUCCUUUUGUUGCUUGUGAGAUAUUUACUUGUGAAAUUGAUGUCAUUCUUAAAACCUUGGUGGAGGAUGAAGAUUUGAUGAACAUGUUAUUCUCCUUUCUUGAACCAAAUCGCACGCACAGUUCAACACUGGCUGGAUAUUUUAGCAAGGUUGUGGUGUGCCUAAUGUUAAGGAAAACAAAUUCACUUAUGGCAUAUGUUCAAACCCAUGGCACAGUUUUCAACCUCUUGGCCGAUUUGAUAGGAAUAACAUCAAUCAGGGAGAUCUUGAUUCGUCUUGUUGGUGCUGAUGAUCAUACGAAUCCGAACUAUGUGAACAUCAUGCAGUGGUUGUCUGAUACCAAUCUUCUUGAUAUGAUCGUGGAUAAAUUAAGUCCAUCUCAUUCAACUGAAGUUAAUGCCAAUGCGGCUGAGGUUUUAAUGGCCAUUAUUCGAAAUACUCCAUCAGCUUUAGCAGCCAAACUUUCCAGCCAAAGCUUUAUCACCAGGAUAUUUGGCCAUGCAUUGGAAAAUUCUUCAUCAAGAUCUGCUCUCAUUCACUCUCUAUCUGUGUGCAUUGCUUUGCUUGAUCCUAAAAGGUCUGCAUCUGCGGCAUCUAUUAAUUACAUCAGGAAUCAGCAUUUAUAUGUGCCAUUCAGUGAUGUUGAUCCCACAGCUCUUCAUGCCAUGUUGACACAUUUGAAUGACUUGCUUAAAUUUUUAAACGUAUCAUCCGAGACUAAUACUCUUCAAACAACAUAUGGUGAAUUGCAACCUCCACUUGGGAAGCACCGUCUUAAAGUAGUAGAGUUCAUUGCGGUAUUACUGGAAGUUGGUGGUGAAGCUGCUGAGAAGGAAUUGAUUAAAUCUAGUGCCAUCCAGAUAAUCCUAGAUCUUUUUUUUAAGUAUCCCUUCAACAACUCACUACAUCAUCAUGUGGAGAAUUUGGUGAUUUGUUGCCUUGAAAGCAAGAACAGUGUAGUUGUUGAUUAUCUCUUUUGUGAAUGUAGUAUCAUCACUAAAUUUCUACAGAUGGAUAAAAAUUCUUUUCUUUCAACUGAAUCAAGUGUGAUAACUGUUCCAGCCUCUGGGAGAAAACCAAUUCGAGCUGGUAACAUUGGACAUAUAACAAGAAUUUGUAACAGACUUGUCCAACUAGGAACUAGCAAUGACCGUAUUCGGUCUUACCUACAGGAAUCAGUUGACUGGGUUGAUUGGCAAACAAAUGUGCUGCGUGAACGUAAUGCAGUAGAGAAUGUAUAUCACUGGGCCUGUGGUCGACCAACAUCUAUACAGGAAAGGGGAAGAGAUAGUGAUGAAGAACUUCAUGUUAGAGAUUAUGAUGUGGCUUUAUCAAAUAAUCCUCUCCAGCCAUUUCAAUAUCGAGUCUAUGAGAAUGAUGACAUGGAUGAGGAUGUAUACUUGGAUGAAGGAUCUAGUGGAGUCGUCAUUUCUUCUUUGAGGCUUGGCGGUGAUAACCCAAGUUGUCUUUUCACCAACUCCAACUGGUUCACUUUUGAGGAUGAGAGUUCCAUGGAACCUAUGAGCAUCACAACACCUGAUAAGAUGGACGAUGCUAAUCUAAAUGAGACAUCAAAUGGCAGCGACAGCAGUGAUGAUGAGGUGGUGGUUGGAGUUGAGGAGCUUGCCAAGGCUGGGAUGCCUGGACACAAGUAUUUAGACUCGGAUUUCAUGUCCCAGGACACUUCUAGUGUAGAUCAAUCCCUUAACGAUCUGUCCACAGAUGUGACAAAACUGAAUGUCACCGACGAUGUGAGUCUUUUCCGGUUGGACACUGCUGAGAAUGAGGACCUCUUCAACGACCAACAGCUACCAGAAUGGGUGGGUUGGCGUGAAGCUUCAGACAUUCACGUAGAUGGAUCUACUGACGCUUCAGUUCAGUCAAACACCGUGGUGGAAGGUGCAGCAACCACAGCACCAGUUACCACAGCUGGUGCACUAGGUGAAAGUAGUGUGCACGCGUUAGAAUCUGGUGAGUCAGCAAAAGCAGAAGAGACUUCCUCUUCAUUGUUCGAGGAUGCAGAGUUUGUCGGUGUGGAUUUUGAGGAAGGGAGAUCCACAAAUGGUGAGGUUGGCGUAACAAAUAGGGCCUUUGUUCUUCAGGUUCCAGAACUGCCCAAGCCCCAUGAAGACGGAACGGCUAUCAAGUUCAACAACAGUCGAUGGCGCAUGGAACCUGAGGUAGGCAUUGUUCAGGAGUAGCAAUAAGUCUAACCGUAUUGAUCCCACAAAAGGGGUUCCAUGUACAGCAGCAUUUAUUCAGACGUGCAUCUGGUAGCAGGUGUACUCUUGCUGUUUCAUAUUAUAUUUUUUGUCUCCAAACCGGCGAGUUGUUCCCGUGUAUUAUUAUUGUCGUUGUCCCAUAUAAACUGUAUUAUUAUGGUCCUGUUAAUCGUUAUUAACUGUUUGCUUUUGUAUAAUUGGAACGACCAUCAAUAUCUAGUUCUGUUGGCAUAUUCUUGUUUCA
This is a messenger RNA of Zingiber officinale, 2983 nucleotides long. RefSeq names its product serine/threonine-protein phosphatase 6 regulatory subunit 3-like. Lineage: Eukaryota; Viridiplantae; Streptophyta; Magnoliopsida; Zingiberales; Zingiberaceae. The transcript is spliced from 18 exons. The coding region runs from base 286 to 2718 and encodes 810 amino acids. Gene Ontology annotation, molecular function: protein phosphatase binding; protein phosphatase regulator activity. The record is from RefSeq and is a predicted model, not a curated record.